CUAUUUCCUCUACAAAUAGAGGCUAAAUGACUCAAGAAGAGAAACACACUCAUCUCUAUACCUUAUAUUUUCUUAAGAUUAGCAAAAAUCAUGGCAGAAACGUCGAGUUUGGUGGGAAAGCUUGAGACAGAAGUGGAGAUCAAAGCUUCGGCUGAAAAGUUCCAUCACAUGUUUGCCGAGAAACCACACCAUGUCUCCAAAGCAACCCCAGGCAGAAUUCAUGGAUGUGAGCUGCACGAAGGCGACUGGGGCAAAGUCGGCUCUAUAGUCAUCUGGAAAUACGUUCAUGAUGGAAAGGUAGUAGAGGGGAAGAAUCGGAUCGAGGCAGUUGAUACAGAGAAGAACCUGAUCACGUUCAAGGUUAUAGGAGGUGUGCUAAUGAAAGAGUACAAGAGCUUCGCAUUCACAAUCCAGGUGACCCCUAAGCAAGGAGGACCAGGGAGUAUUGUACACUGGCACCUUGAGUAUGAGAAAAUUAGCAACGAGGUGGCUCAUCCGGAAACUCUCCUCCAGUUCUGUGUCGAUAUCUCCAAAGAUAUCGACGAACAUCUCUUAUCCGAGGAAUAAAAAAUUACUCCUUUUGUAUGUGUGUGUGUGUGCGUGUCUUAAAGCUUAUGAGAAUGCUACGAUCCUCUGUGUGGGUUACUUAAUAAAAGCAUAUAAUGUUUUAAUGUUUUAUGUUUUGGAAAUUAAUAUGUCUUUCUGCUACGAGUUUUGAAAAACUCGGAUUUCAAGUUUAUUUGUUUACCACCAUCAUGGUCGAUCGUAAUAAUAUCCGGUUUCAUCAGUUC
This is a messenger RNA of Camelina sativa (false flax), 791 nucleotides long. Its product is annotated as MLP-like protein 43. NCBI's taxonomy places the organism in Eukaryota, Viridiplantae, Streptophyta, Magnoliopsida, Brassicales, Brassicaceae. Gene Ontology annotation, biological process: defense response. The record is from RefSeq and is a predicted model, not a curated record.